Molecule: messenger RNA, 740 nt
Organism: Nothobranchius furzeri (turquoise killifish)
Lineage: Eukaryota; Metazoa; Chordata; Actinopteri; Cyprinodontiformes; Nothobranchiidae
Gene: lgals2b
Product: lectin, galactoside-binding, soluble, 2b
Molecular function (GO): laminin binding; carbohydrate binding; galactoside binding
Source: RefSeq, a predicted model, not a curated record
UAAAAUGUACCAUAAAUGACGACUUCCUACUGUUUGCUUCCUGUCUCUGUCUCCCCACCUCACCACAGGUAUAAAAGUGCUCACCUGCAUGCAGAUCUUUUUCACUUGAGGCACAACCCACCGAAGACAUCCAAGAUGCAAGUCAACAGCAUGACAUUCAGGGAGGGGCAGGAGUUCAAGGUCCGAGUCAGGCCCAAUAGUGGAUGCAACAGCUUUGCAAUCAACAUUGGACACAACCCUGAGAACAUAGCGCUGCACUUCAACCCUCGCUUCGACUCCAACUCCAUUGUAUGCAACCACUUAUCUGGAGGAAGCUGGGGUGAAGAGCAUCGAGAGGGAUUCUUGCCUUUUUCACGUGGAGAAGAAAGCAAGUUUUACAUCACCUUAAGCAGCGAUCAUUUUUACAUCAGACUUCCUGAUGGCAACAUGAUAAGCUUCCCCAACCGCCUGGGCGAUGUCAAGUACCAGUACUUUGAUGUGAGCGGGGACGCCAGGAUCGUUGGGAUCAAGAUCAAGUAGAGGCCAACCCCUUCUCUGACCCUUGAACAGAACAACCUGUUCUUGUUUCAGCCGUUUCUGAGCCCAGGUUUGAUUAGUCAUGUCACAAACCAACAUAGUACUCUGGUUGUAAUAAGAGUUAAAGGCCUUAAGAUGGAGCCAAAGUACAUGUUACAUCGUUGCCUUUUGUCUUGCAGCUUGUCAGUAACUGGGCGCCUUAAUAAAAACUGAAGUAAAGACAA